Pungitius pungitius (ninespine stickleback) is the source of this 2113-nucleotide messenger RNA. RefSeq names its product DEP domain-containing protein 7-like. Gene Ontology annotation, biological process: intracellular signal transduction. Bases 84 to 1958 code for a protein of 624 amino acids. NCBI's taxonomy places the organism in Eukaryota, Metazoa, Chordata, Actinopteri, Perciformes, Gasterosteidae. The transcript has 12 exons. The record is from RefSeq and is a predicted model, not a curated record.
GAUUACACACGAAGCGCAACACUGGGAUAAAGCAGCCGCAGAGAUGCGCCCUCAGUGAGCCAUUGGCGCCAUCUAGCGGGUGAAUGUUAAAGUUCCGCUUGCGCCGAAUGAACCUGCGCUUUAACGUGCUCGUCUUCGCCGGCUGCUUUUUCCCGCUGGUUUGCCCGCGGAGAAGUGUUGCCCGCACUUCUUCUUCGGUAAACAUGGCGACAAUUAAAGAACGAGCAGCGGCGCUGAACCUCGCCGAGAAGUUGUGUGUGCGUCCUCCAGCGCAUGGAGCCGCCAGCAGACCCGUGCAGUCCUCCUCCGCGUGGAGCGGCCUCAUCUCCCACCUCAGGUCCUCCGUGACGGUGAAGCGUCGUCGAGUCAACCUCAAGUGUCACGGCGACUGUUUCCUCGGCUCGGAGGCCGUCGACGCGUUGCAGGAGCACAUCAGCUGUUCCAAAGUCUUUGAGGGGGCCAUCGUGUCGCGGGCCAAAGUGGUGUGCGUGUGCCAGGCCCUGUUGGACUGCAAUGUGUUUGAGGCGGUGGGCACCAGAGUGUUUGGAAAAGUCAAGAAGCAGGACGUGUUUCAGGACAGCCGGAGUGCUCUUUACAGGUUUGCAGGGGUGUGUUCCCCUUCGGUGGAUGACUUGGAAAGAGGUGUGCUCGUCAAUGGGAUCCAGAAGCUGUUCUGCGGUGACCUUUCACACAGUCAGGCAGAGCAGAUGUGUCCCACCGGGUCCAAUGUUCAGAUGUCCACUUCCGUCCUACCACCUGAGGUGUCCACAAAAGCCAACAAGCUGUCACAAGAGCCUCUGUGGGAUGGCCGGAGCCCCGGCAGGGCGCAGGCAGGCCCUGUUUUGCAGCAAUCGUUGGUGGACCAGGUGUGGCUGGAGCAGACUCUGCUCCGGCUGUUGAACCUGGUGGAGCUCCCCGUGCUGGAAGGGGUGCUUCAGUGCAGCCAGGCUCCAUCACCUCCUGCUGCCUCCAACCUCCUGGCUCACAGUAACCCGGACCUGAUCUACAGCAGCAACCACCUGGACCGGCAGAUCCUGAAAGUCUUCAGGGACUCUCAGGAGGACGAGUGGCUCAUUGCAGCUCUGGACUGUCUGGACUUCCUGCCUGAUCAGCCAGUGGUAGAACUGAGCAGGGAGCUGCCUGACGGUUUGCCGCCAGAGGAGGACGGCUGUGACCAAGCGCCAGCUGGUAGCGGUUCACAAGAUGGAGUGCAGCCUCUGAGGUCCAUGUCCACUCAAGUCCACCACAGAUACGAGUGGCCUCGUCUCUCCUCGAGCGAGCUGGCCCAGUGCAAGCGGCAGCUGUACGGGACCCUGGUGAAACACUACGGCCAGACAGGCAGACCUCCACUGCUGCCCCAGCACAUGGCCGACGUCUACACAGCCAUCACCGACCUGCUGGUGAACGCUAAACUGUCCACGGCUCUCGAAGCGUUGCAGUUGUGCCUGAAGCUGCUUCCUCCGGCCUGCAGAGAUGAGCUGUGCACGCUGCUCACAUUCAUGGCUCUGGCAGCCGACCCGCAGGGGAUGAAACUGGAUAAGGAGAUGGACAACAGACAGGCGGUGAAGAGGUCUUUCUCUAAGGCAGUCCUCCACACGAGGGUUCUUUCAAAGGAGAAGGAAGACCUGAUGGUGGUUUUCUUGCUCAGCAACAUAAAGGACAUCUUUAAGAUACCAGGAACCCUGCACAAAGGAGUGAGCGAAAAGCUGGCCAGCCUGGCACAGGGGAAGCAGCCCGAUGUAACCGGCCUCACAUUCUGUCAGCCGGUCUCCUGCGGGGCUUACAACGAGUCUACGAAGAAGACCACCAAUGAGGAGCUGUGGACUCUUCUGGGCGGCAUCCAUCAGAACCCAAAGAUCUCUGCCAAGGAACGAAAGCGCCUACUCAGACAGUUCUAUCAAGCACACCCAGAGAUAUUUAACCAGUACUUUGGUGAAAACGCUGUUAGUGUGCUGUAGUCCUCUGGGGUUUUUGUGUAGUUGUUUACGGUCUUAAGCCGUACGAUUCACAACUAGAUUGUGUUGAAUGAUUACUUGACUGUAAAAUACCUUCAGCAUGGGAUUGCACAUUAUGUGUACUUGUUUGCCUUAUUGUCAAAAUAAAUGAACUGUGG